AUGGCCAGGUCCUGGUCCCUCUCUCCCCGCCGCAGGUUUUCGUCCAGGGCGGCGGCUCUGCGUCGCAUCGGCGCGGGGCCUGGUAGUGUGUGGGGGCAUGGAGGGGGACGGUGCAGGCGCGCGUGGGGGCCCCCCCCCUCUCCCCGUGCGCCCUGUUUCUCUCCCGCCCCCAUUUCUCCUUCCCACGCCCCCGUGUGUGUGUUUCUUUCACUUUUCUCCCCCCCUCCUGUCGUCCUCUCUUUCCCUCGCACACCCCUCCCUCCAUCGGGGGAGGAGGAGGAGGAGAUGGUCUGGGGCGGGGGGAGACGCGCGGCGCCGUGUCGGGGGGUGGUGGUGAUGGUGUGCGGGGCAGGUGUGCCUCUCUCCCUCUCUUGUCCCGUCACCACAUUCCCCCCUCCCCCCCGGAGCCUUUUCCCCCCUCUGCGUCGGCGCAGCUCCUUCUAG
This is a messenger RNA of Fonticula alba, 444 nucleotides long. RefSeq lists its product as hypothetical. Bases 1 to 444 code for a protein of 147 amino acids. Lineage: Eukaryota; Rotosphaerida; Fonticulaceae. The record is from RefSeq and is a predicted model, not a curated record. The transcript has a single exon.